CUGCCUUUUGAGGAAUUUCAGUUCUCUUAUUUUUCGCUUGAACUCAAGUCCUAGGCAAGUUAUUCUCCCGCCCUAAGAAACUGGGAGUGUUUCAGGACCGGGCUGCGGGUGCUAUGAGACCUCAGACACAAAGAUGCGGCUGUUCAGAGUCAGAAGAGCACAUGGAUAGGGAGUUUGGAAGGGAAGAGAGAACAGAAGAGCUACAAAGCUGUCCUAGAAGACCCGAUGCUGAAAUUUUCAGGGCUGUACCAAGAAACAUGCUCUGACCUCUAUGUUACAUGUCAGGUUUUUGCAGAAGGGAAACCUCUGGCGUUGCCAGUGAGAACAUCCUACAAGGCCUUUAGUACCAGGUGGAACUGGAAUGAAUGGCUGAAACUACCUGUGAAAUACCCUGACCUGCCCAGGAAUGCCCAAGUGGCCCUGACCAUAUGGGAUGUGUAUGGACCAGGAAAGGCAGUGCCCGUGGGAGGGACAACUGUCUCCCUGUUUGGAAGAUAUGGCAUGUUUCGUCAAGGAAUGCAUGACCUGAAAGUCUGGCCACAUGUAGAAGCAGAUGGGUCUGAGCCCACAAGAACGCCUGGCAGAACGAGCAGCACUCUCUCGGAAGACCAGAUGAGCCGCCUUGCCAAGCUUACCAAGGCUCAUCGGCAAGGACACAUGGUGAAAGUGGACUGGCUGGACAGGCUGACAUUUCGAGAGAUAGAAAUGAUCAAUGAGAGUGAAAAACGAAGUUCUAAUUUCAUGUACUUGAUGAUUGAGUUUCGCUGUGUCAAGUGUGAUGAUAAAGAAUAUGGUAUUGUUUACUAUGAAAAGGAUGGUGAUGAGUCCUCCCCAAUUUUAACAAGCUUCGAGUUAGUGAAAGUUCCUGACCCUCAGAUGUCUAUGGAGAAUUUGGUUGAGAGCAAACACCACAAGCUUGCCCGAAGUUUAAGAAGUGGGCCUUCUGACCAUGAUCUCAAACCCAAUGCUGCCACCAGGGACCAGCUGAAUAUUAUUGUGAGUUACCCACCAACCAAGCAGCUUACAUAUGAAGAACAAGACCUUGUUUGGAAGUUUAGAUAUUAUCUCACUAAUCAAGAAAAAGCUUUGACAAAGUUCUUGAAGUGUGUUAACUGGGAUCUGCCUCAGGAGGCCAAGCAGGCAUUGGAGCUUCUGGGGAAGUGGAAGCCAAUGGAUGUGGAGGAUUCCUUGGAGCUGCUGUCCUCACAUUACACCAACCCAACGGUGCGGCGCUAUGCUGUGGCAAGGCUCCGCCAGGCUGAUGACGAGGAUUUGUUGAUGUACUUACUGCAGCUGGUCCAGGCUCUCAAAUAUGAAAAUUUUGAUGACAUAAAGAACGGAUUGGAACCCACCAAGAAGGACAAUCAGGGUUCGGUGUCAGAGAGUGUGUCGAGUUCUGGAAUCAGUUCUGCAGAAAUAGAUAGCUCCCAAAUUAUAACCAGCCCUCUUCCUCCAGUGUCUUCUCCUCCUGCAUCUAAAACAAAAGAAGCUUCAGAUGGGGAAAGUCUAGAGCAAGACUUAUGUACCUUUUUGAUAUCAAGAGCCUGCAAGAACUCAACAUUGGCUAAUUACUUAUACUGGUAUGUGAUAGUGGAGUGCGAAGAUCAAGAUACCCAGCAACGGGAUCCCAAGACCCAUGAGAUGUACCUGAACGUCAUGCGGAGAUUCAGCCAGGCCCUUCUGAAGGGUGACAAGUCUGUCCGAGUCAUGCGCUCUCUGCUGGCUGCGCAGCAGACGUUUGUGGAUCGGCUGGUGCAUCUGAUGAAGGCUGUCCAGCGGGAAAGCGGGAACCGUAAGAAAAAGAAUGAGAGACUUCAGGCCUUGCUUGGAGAUAAUGAGAAGAUGAACUUGUCAGAUGUGGAGCUGAUUCCAUUGCCCUUAGAGCCCCAGGUGAAAAUCAGGGGAAUAAUCCCAGAAACAGCAACACUGUUUAAGAGUGCUCUUAUGCCAGCUCAGCUGUUCUUUAAGACAGAAGAUGGAGGCAAAUACCCAGUUAUAUUCAAACACGGUGAUGAUCUGCGCCAAGAUCAACUUAUUCUGCAAAUCAUCUCACUCAUGGACAAGCUUCUUCGCAAAGAGAAUCUGGAUCUGAAACUGACGCCGUACAAGGUAUUGGCCACCAGCACAAAGCACGGCUUCAUGCAGUUUAUCCAGUCAGUUCCUGUGGCUGAGGUUCUGGAUACAGAGGGAAGCAUCCAGAACUUUUUUAGGAAGCAUGCACCAAGUGAGACUGGGCCAAAUGGUAUCAGUGCUGAAGUCAUGGACACUUACGUUAAAAGUUGUGCUGGAUAUUGUGUCAUUACAUAUAUUCUUGGAGUUGGAGACCGACACCUGGAUAACCUUUUGUUAACAAAAACAGGCAAACUCUUCCACAUAGACUUUGGAUAUAUUUUGGGUCGAGACCCGAAGCCUCUUCCUCCUCCAAUGAAGCUGAAUAAAGAGAUGGUGGAAGGAAUGGGGGGCACCCAGAGCGAGCAGUACCAGGAGUUCCGAAAGCAGUGUUACACGGCCUUUCUCCACCUUCGAAGGUAUUCAAACCUGAUUUUGAACCUGUUUUCCUUGAUGGUUGAUGCAAACAUCCCAGAUAUUGCUCUUGAACCAGAUAAAACUGUAAAAAAGGUCCAGGACAAGUUUCGUCUGGAUCUGUCUGACGAGGAGGCAGUGCACUACAUGCAGAGUCUCAUCGAUGAGAGUGUCCAUGCAUUGUUUGCUGCCGUGGUGGAGCAGAUCCACAAGUUUGCCCAGUACUGGAGAAAAUGAAAGUGGGUCUGACCCAUCAAGACACUUGGCUAAGGAAGACGACCACAUUGUACACAACUGGUGUACCCAGAAGACAUCAGCGUAGUCAGUAAGGAAGAGAAGUCCAUGUGGUCUACAGAGCCUGAAUUCUGUUUCCUUGGAUUGCUGUGGCUUAAUUACAGGUUUAAAGGAUUUGUUUAAAAGUACUGUAUAUAGAGCCCAGUGUGGUGGUUCAUAGCUGUAGUCUCACACUGCUGGGGUGCUGAGGCAGGAGUGCUACAUGGUGAAGACCAGCCUGGGCUGCAGAGUGAGUCUCUGUGUUUUAAACAAUCCUGUAUAUGCUUGUUGUAUAAUGUGUACAGAUUAUCAAAAUCUUAUUUCCAUAUUAUGUAUCUAGGAAUUCUAGGGGAAUUUUAUGCUGAUUCAGUAAAACAUUUUAGUCUCUGAAUCUGAAAUGUCAUUUCCUGAUGUUUUUACAAUAAGACAAUACUUACAGAUUAA
Messenger RNA from Jaculus jaculus (lesser Egyptian jerboa), 3240 nucleotides. RefSeq names its product phosphatidylinositol 3-kinase catalytic subunit type 3 (gene Pik3c3). Gene Ontology annotation, molecular function: 1-phosphatidylinositol-3-kinase activity. The transcript is spliced from 25 exons. Gene Ontology annotation, cellular component: phosphatidylinositol 3-kinase complex, class III, type II; cytoplasm; endosome. The record is from RefSeq and is a predicted model, not a curated record. The coding region runs from base 226 to 2760 and encodes 844 amino acids. Lineage: Eukaryota; Metazoa; Chordata; Mammalia; Rodentia; Dipodidae. Gene Ontology annotation, biological process: endocytosis; phosphatidylinositol-mediated signaling; phosphatidylinositol-3-phosphate biosynthetic process.